GCCCCCGAGGUCUAAACAUGGCGGCUCCCUGGUACCUGCGCUGGGGCCUCUUCCGAGCCGGAGCCUGGCUGCUCCAGCCGCCCACGCGCUGCCCCCACCGGGCUCUACACAAGCAGGUAGACGGCACCGAGUUCCAGAGCAUCUACAGCCUGAAUAAGCUCUACCCCGAAUCCCAGGGCUUGGACACCGCCUGGAGGGUCCCGGAUGAUGCAAAGCAAGCCAACAGUGACAUCCCUCUAGAUCGCUUGAAAAUAUCUUACUGUCGGAGUAGUGGUCCUGGGGGACAGAAUGUUAACAAAGUGAACUCUAAGGCUGAAGUCAGGUUCCAUCUGGCAACUGCUGACUGGAUUGCAGAGCCUGUGCGGCAGAGGAUUGCCAUCUUGCAUAAAAAUAAGAUCAAUCGGUCAGGAGAGUUGAUACUCACCUCUGAAAGCAGCCGCUACCAGUUCCGGAAUCUGGCAGAUUGCCUACAGAAAAUUCGAGACAUGAUCACAGAGGCCAGCCAGACACCCAAGGAGCCAUCCAAAGAAGAUGCUCAACUUCAGAGAAUCAGGGUAGAAAACAUGAAUCGGGAAAGGCUAAGACAGAAGAGAAUUCAUUCUACCAUAAAGACAAGCAGGAGGGUAGAUAUGGACUGAAAUUACCCGCAGCUGGCAAAGACCACUCUUCAGGGCAUUGGAGCAGCUGCAGCAGAGAUGCCUUUAACACCAUGAGAAGAUUUCUUUGUUUUUGCUGCUAAUGCUUGUCUGUAACAUUGGAGCCAUCACAAGAACGUUCAUCGGAGAGUUGGAGAUACUAGGUGCAAAGGUCUUUAUAGACAAUUACCAUGUUGUCAUACCUGGGGUUAGUUAUAAUAAAAUUGUAAACUUUCA
Messenger RNA from Otolemur garnettii (small-eared galago), 872 nucleotides. It is a transcript of the gene MRPL58, whose product is annotated as mitochondrial ribosomal protein L58. The coding region runs from base 18 to 638 and encodes 206 amino acids. Gene Ontology annotation, cellular component: mitochondrial large ribosomal subunit. The record is from RefSeq and is a predicted model, not a curated record. The transcript has 6 exons. Gene Ontology annotation, biological process: mitochondrial translational termination. Gene Ontology annotation, molecular function: translation release factor activity. Lineage: Eukaryota; Metazoa; Chordata; Mammalia; Primates; Galagidae.